Labrus bergylta (ballan wrasse) is the source of this 1430-nucleotide messenger RNA. Its product is annotated as mitochondrial glycine transporter B. Gene Ontology annotation, cellular component: mitochondrial inner membrane; mitochondrion. NCBI's taxonomy places the organism in Eukaryota, Metazoa, Chordata, Actinopteri, Labriformes, Labridae. Gene Ontology annotation, biological process: glycine import into mitochondrion. The record is from RefSeq and is a predicted model, not a curated record. Gene Ontology annotation, molecular function: glycine transmembrane transporter activity.
UGACUCAUGCCAUUUGACAAAGAUGCAAUUUAGCAGUGAGCUUUACGGAGGGGGUAGAGAGACGGGGAAAAUACUGAUGUGAGAGCGUGUCUCUGGAAGAUAAAGAUAGAAACCCAUUGAAAAGCGCGGGCUGGAUUAAGCUUCUGCUUCGGCUGUGAAACGAGUAGAGAGGAGGGGGAGGACGAGAAGCAGGAGAAAGCUCAUUGUGGGUCGACGGGCGAGGGAGAGAAAGAAAGGGAGAGAGAGAUGGGGGUUUAUUUUAUUUCAUAAUAUGGUAUUUCCAAAGAGCAGCAUCACAGCGAGCGCGGGGUGAAGGAGGGCAGAAUGCAGCAGAAACAGGAUUCUCAGAGCCGAGCCCCGGGCAGCUUUGGGAAGGCUCACCCGGCGCUCAAAGCCUUCAUGUGCGGCUCUCUCAGCGGCACCUGCUCCACGCUGCUCUUCCAGCCUUUAGAUCUGGUCAAGACUCGACUACAGACCCUGCAGAACAACGCCAAGCCGGGCGCUCCAAAGGUGGGGAUGUUCAAGGUUUUCAUCACUGUCAUAAGGACGGAGAACUUCUUCAGUCUGUGGAAGGGAGUUUCACCGUCGUUUGUGCGCUGCAUCCCCGGGGUGGGGAUCUACUUCAGCACCUUCUACUCCCUGAAGCAGCACUUCUUCCUGGACCAGGCGCCCAACGCCGGGGAGGCCGUUCUGCUCGGAGCGGGCGCCAGAACCGUGGCCGGCGUCUCCAUGCUGCCGUUCACUGUCAUCAAGACCCGCUUUGAGAGCGGCUGUUACAACUACGUGAGCGUGGCCGGCGCCCUGAGGAGCGUGUACGAGACGGAGGGACUCAGGGCUCUGUUCUCGGGCCUGACCGCAACGCUGCUCCGGGACGCUCCGUUCUCCGGCAUCUACGUCAUGUUCUACAGCCAGGCCAAGAAGACGCUGCCUCAAGAGGUCGCUUCGUCGGCCUACGCCCCGCUGGUCAACUUCGGCUGUGGGAUGGUUGCCGGCGUCAUGGCGUCAUUGGUCACACAGCCUGCAGACGUGGUGAAGACCCACAUUCAGAUCAGCCCGUCCCACUGGAGCAUGGCGGACGCUAUCCGCUACAUCUACAAGGAGAACGGCGUGGCUGGGUUUUUCCGCGGGGCCGUACCCAGGUCUCUGCGACGCACUCUCAUGGCCGCCAUGGCUUGGACUGUCUACGAACAGCUGAUGGCUCGAAUGGGCCUCAAAUCCUGAAGAGCCGUGACGAGACCGAGACCGGAUACGUCUGAGUUUGUGACUGACAGAAGUUUCUCACUGGAAGUCCUGAAAGUGAAAGUGAACGAGGGAGUCGAGGAGGAGCAGCAAAACCAAGAACUUAGAAAAGAGGAACCAGGUGUGUGUGUGUGUGUGUGUGUGUGUGUGUGUGUGUGUGUGUGUGUGUGUGUGUGUGUGUGUGUGUGUGU